AUGUCGGGGCUCUCCCUCCCGCGUCUUUUGGCCGCCACUUCCCUGGUGGUGCUUUGUGUGCUGUCUGUGGAUUCGAACACCACCUUGGCCCCUAACCUGACUACUACCACGAGUUUGACGCCCACCACCAAGAUAACGCCGACGAAAGUGCCGACCCCCACAACAGCACCAGAAACCUGUGAAAGCCACCACACCUGUGUCUCCUGUUUUAAUGCUAGCAUUGUCAAUACCACCUGCUUCUGGAUAGACUGUAAAGAAGCAAAUAAGAGCCAUUGUACACAUAAUUCAACAGCCGGUGAUUGCCACAUGGUGAAUAGCACAGAAUUCUGUUCUGAACCCACUGCCAUUCCAUUGCCAACCAAUUCUACAGCUAAAACCACAACUCUGCCUUCUACUACAGCUUCCACCACAGUUCCUACAUCAGGUACGACAAAUGCCACUUUGACUCCAACCUCACAACCUGGGCGGAAGUCUACCUUUGAUGCAGCCAGUUUCAUUGGAGGAAUUGUCCUUGUCUUGGGUGUGCAGGCUGUAAUUUUCUUUCUCUAUAAGUUUUGCAAAUCUAAAGAACGAAACUACCACACUCUGUAA
This is a messenger RNA of Orycteropus afer afer, 591 nucleotides long. It is a transcript of the gene CD164, whose product is annotated as CD164 molecule. Lineage: Eukaryota; Metazoa; Chordata; Mammalia; Tubulidentata; Orycteropodidae. Gene Ontology annotation, cellular component: endosome; lysosome. The record is from RefSeq and is a predicted model, not a curated record. Bases 1 to 591 code for a protein of 196 amino acids. The transcript has 6 exons.